Peniophora sp. CBMAI 1063 is the source of this 663-nucleotide messenger RNA. The record is from the annotation of a GenBank genome assembly. NCBI's taxonomy places the organism in Eukaryota, Fungi, Basidiomycota, Agaricomycetes, Russulales, Peniophoraceae.
AUGGGCAGAAUGUAUCAGAUACUAUAUGAUAAUACUGCUCGAAGACGCGUUGCUGCGUUGGCGCUGCCCGCGCUGUUGGAUCGCGCCAGAAACACCCUCGACGCGUUUGCGGCGGACGCGCGGGUUCGCCGUUCCCGAGGUACGUCUCGCUCUUUCCUGGUACUCUUGUCUGUAGACUGUGUAUCUGGCCUUGGCGUCCACGCCGUUGGCCGUGAUGCCCUCGCAGGCGUUGAUGUCUUCCACUGCGGCUAUCUGGUGCGGGAGGAGGAGCUCUUAUAUGUACUCGAGAAGAUACUCGCGCUCAAGCUUUGGCCCAGUUCGUUCGCUUCUUCUGCGGCGAGUCGGGGUGGAAAGGGUGACGAUGCUUCACCAACCGCCAUCUCAUCCGCCAUCAGCGCUUCAACUCGCGCACACCUCUUCGCGCUCUACACACCCCUCGUCGAGAUAGCAGCACAUCAACGUCCUCCCCCAGCAUGCUGGGCGCGCGCCGAACGCGUCUUAUCCUCUCCUUCGAUCGCCACGCCUCCUGCCACACCUACGCGUUCAAGAACGAGAGUGGGAAGGGACAGCGACGAUGAGGGGGAGAUUGUGCGGAGAGGUGCGAGGGAACUCGCGAGGGAGUGUUUGAGGGCUGUCGGAGGGGAGAUGGGCGUGCCGGCGUAG